Messenger RNA from Closterium sp. Yama58-4, 1563 nucleotides. NCBI's taxonomy places the organism in Eukaryota, Viridiplantae, Streptophyta, Zygnematophyceae, Desmidiales, Closteriaceae. The record is from the annotation of a GenBank genome assembly.
AUGACUGAAGCUGAAGCUGACACACUUGUGAACAACCACCGAGCCCUCUACCAGCAAGCUCUCAAGCGCCGUGAGACGAUUGCGAGCAAUGUCGGCAAGACCAAGUGUGUUCACACCCUCUCUGGUGUGCCGGUUCCUCAGAAAAAAUCCCGCGCCGCUAAGUCCGGUAGGCAGAAAGGCAAGCAGGGGAGGAAGGCAGGAGCUACUACAGGCAUUCAAGCUGACUUACCUGCUCCCGCGUCUACCGAGGAGGAGCUUGUCACAGAGGAUCUCCCGGACCUCCCUCUGCCAGCAAGCGCGCUGGCUGAGGAUUUCUCGACGGAUAACCGCUCCGCCUUUGACAAGGAGCUGGACGAGGGGCUGGACGAGGAGCAGGACGAGGGGCUGGACGAGGAGCAGGACGAGGAGCAGGAAGAGGAUGACGAGGAGGAUUCCGAGGGCGAAGCUGGUGCCGAACAGCAGCAACAGCAGCUUGCUCAGCAGCAGCAACAGCUGGUUGUCGAACAAAACGAUGCCGUCCGCGGAACACGCUCGGAAGGUAUCAAUGCGUACUUGGUCAGACAGAAUCGCGGACUGCAGGCGCAGGUUGAAGAUCUUAAAGCAACUAUUGACAUCCUGCAGAUUUCGCAUGCCGAAGCGCAGCAGAAGCUUGCCGCCGCCGAAGCUGAGUGCGAAAUCCUGCGUUCCCGACUGGGUGAGCUUGAGGCGCAACAGGCGGGCGGGGUGACGGAGAUGUCUUUAGCCGACCCCGAGGUUAACCCGGCAAAUCUCACAAGGGACAAGGAGGGUAACGUGAUUUUGAAGACGAGUCUUGAAAAGAAGGAGUUUGCGGUAAAGGCUCUCGAGACGUUCACGUGGCUGAUAACAGACGCGCCAGUGGAGUGCAUGGAGUUCUUCCCAACAUGGGAAGUCUUCCAACCUCAGCUCAUCACGAAGUACCGACUGUGUGGAGUGAACCGCGACGAGUAUUUCUACGCGACUGGCAGCAUAAUCGAUUUCGAGAAGCUGGCGAUGAAGGUAAUCAAAACAAAACGCAGCAACACGCACAAGAAAAUUCGAUUCUAUGCAUGGGGUGCGGGUGGGCUGUUGGAUGAGAGCAAGUGGCCAUUGCUAGCGGUGGAGUUGAUCAUCCCGUCGAAGAAACGCUCGUACGCAAAGUGGCUGGAAGACUUCAGGCAUGCUGUACUUGGAUAUUCAUGGCAUGUCAAUGGCGAAGGUGUUCCCUUCGCCAACAUCGCUUUUGAGAAGGCAGCCCUUGCUGCGUUUUCCACUGUUACCUCCAAUCUGGUGCUGCUGAAGAUCCCUAUGCUAGCGUACCUGUGCGUCGUGGUAGAAGCCCCCCUGCAAAGCUUCAGGCCAGGGAGGGGACAGCCUUCCCUGGGUGGGGUAGGCUCGACCAACAGCAACUACGUCCGCGCCAAGACUAACGUGGUCGUGGCGGCGCUUCAUAAUGCGAUGCGGAACAACCCCACGAUCUUGCAGCGCGAUGAGCCCAAGGGGUUGGUGCUUGGUUCUGGGUCUGUGCGUAUUCUCAUUGAGGGGUGGGAGCGCGUGUUUCUGUAG